Messenger RNA from Penicillium longicatenatum, 381 nucleotides. RefSeq lists its product as uncharacterized. The record is from RefSeq and is a predicted model, not a curated record. The transcript is spliced from 2 exons. NCBI's taxonomy places the organism in Eukaryota, Fungi, Ascomycota, Eurotiomycetes, Eurotiales, Aspergillaceae. Bases 1 to 381 code for a protein of 126 amino acids.
AUGUCCCUACACAACAUUGGUCUCCGCAUGGGCGGCGUGUCAAGUGCUGUAUUUGCCGCCCAAGGCGUUUUUCUCCUGGGAAAUGCCUUCUACACCAUCCUCUAUCCCUCCUCCGCAGCCAACUUCCCAGGCUCGUCGCUCAGCGGAACUCCCAAUGGGACGGUCCAAUGCAUCGGUUUGACCUCCCUUGCUCUGGGGACGUACUAUCUGAUUUCGACCUACCAGCGUAACACCGUCAUUAUGGCUUCUUCAGUGCCAUCUCGUCUCGUGGCUGCUUUUGUGAUGUAUCGAGCUGGCGGAAAUUGGGUCCAACCUGCCAUUUUUGAAGUCUCAAUGGCAAUAGCAGCUAGCGCAGCACUUGUUUGGGACCGGUACAUGUAG